Messenger RNA from Bufo gargarizans (Asiatic toad), 2220 nucleotides. RefSeq names its product toll-like receptor 5. Gene Ontology annotation, molecular function: protein binding. The record is from RefSeq and is a predicted model, not a curated record. Bases 108 to 2030 code for a protein of 640 amino acids. The transcript is spliced from 2 exons. Lineage: Eukaryota; Metazoa; Chordata; Amphibia; Anura; Bufonidae.
UAUGUGCCAGGCACUUAAAUACAGGAGGAGCAGAGAGUAACACAAGGACAUUGCAGUUAUCUAACCAGCACACGUUCUAGUAGGACGGCAUUCCAGUGACUAGUAUCAUGAUCCUUCCAUCCAUUGUGCUACUGAUCUGGACCAUCCUCCCUUUACAUUCUGCACAAGUGGCCGAGUAUCAAAACAUUUACUUUGGCCAGGCUCAAGGCUUAGUGUCUAUUCCAUCUGUCCCUCCCGAUACCAAAAUUAUUUUACUAUCCUUCAAUCAUAUUUCAUCCAUAUCCCUGGAUUCUUUCAAAAGCCUCCCCCAGCUCCAAAGUCUCAGUCUUGGAGCACAGUUUACCAAUGGAUCUUUCUAUGUUGCUCAAGAUGCUUUUCAUAACCUGCCUAACCUCAUCACCCUUGACCUUGGUGGAAACCGCAACCUCAGUUUACAUUCUGAUGCUUUCCGAGGGCUUUCCAAACUAGAAACCCUGCUACUUGAUCAUAAUGGACUAAAUGAAAAGGUCCUAGAAUCUGGUUUCUUUGGUGAGUUAACAUCUCUGAAGAAGCUUGACCUGUCCUAUAAUAAUAUACGCAGACUGCAGCCAGACCCUAGCUUCCUGGGGUUACAUUCAAUCUCUACCAUCAUUUUGAAGCUCAACAAAAUCAAUGAUUUAUGUGGAGACACUCUCCAGAACUUGCAGGGAAGAAGAUUGGAGUUACUUGACCUCUCAUCUAAUCCCCUUCAGGUUUAUAACACAUCCCUAUGCCCCAACCCCUUUACAAACAUCACAUUAGACACCCUAGAUGUAUCUUCAAUGGCCUGGAAUGCAGAAAAGGUGGAAACAUUCUUUAAAAUGAUUUCUGGGACUCAAGUCAAACAUGUCCGGAUGAGGCAUAAUGCUUUGCUGGGAAGUGGAUUUGGCUUUAAAAACCUGAAGAACCCAGAUAAAAGCACAUUCUCAGGCCUUAGCCUCAGUAAUGUCUACAUUCUUGACAUAUCUCAUAGCUUCACCUCAGCAUUGUCAUCCGAAAUAUUUUCUGCGUUCCCAAAACUAUUGCUUCUAGAUCUGUCCUCCAGCCAAAUCAACUACAUCAGCCCUGGAGCAUUCUCAGGUUUAAGACAACUGGUGAGUCUUAAUAUGUCAGGAAAUCUCAUUGGAGAUAUUACGAGCAGCAGUUUUGCAAAUCUGUCAUCUUCUCCCCUUAUAGCUCUGGAUCUUAGUUCCAAUCAUAUUGGAGCUAUACAACAUGAAGCCAUGAAUGGCCUUGUUUCCUUGGAUUCGCUCAGCUUAAGGGACAAUUCCCUUACACAAAUCCCACCAGUCAAGCUGCCAAGUUUAAGUUUUGUCUUAUUAAAACAAAAUCGCAUCUCCAGCACUUAUGGUCUUACCUCCUUCUGCCCUAACAGUAAAUUUGUGGAUCUUUCAAAUAAUCGUCUGACUGAUCUGAGGACCUUGUGGGAUAUCCUUCAGUUACGUUCUCUAACACAACUUCUACUAGGUAAUAACAAACUUUCACGGUGUUCGCCUAAUUACACUAAUAAACAUGUGGGCAACAGUUCCCUUCUUUAUUUAGAUCUGUCAGAUAACGACCUAGGACAAGUUUGGAAUGUCGACCAGUGUUCAGAUAUCUUCAUGCCUCUGGCCUCACUGGAAACACUCAAUCUUGCAAGGAACCGCAUUAACUCUCUGCCUGAAGACGUAUUCAGAGGGCUAAAGAGUCUCCAAACUUUAGACUUGUCUGGAAAUAACCUACGACUCAUUCAUCAGAAAUUGUUUGUUAAUCUGAAAACACUGAAGUCCUUAAAUAUAGGAAGCAACGACCUUGUCACCCUGUCAUCCUCAACUUUUACACCUCUCGUGUCCUUAAAAAGCCUCGACUUAUCAGAUAUCACAUUUGUAUGUAACUGUGCCAUCAACGAAUUUUGGCAUUGGAUGAUAACGACUAAUGUGACUAUAGUCAAGCGUAGGAAUGAGGUCAAAUGCCUCAAUCUGUCUCCACCUGUACGAGAGAUACCACUGGCGACUUACUUCAAUGAAUGUUAAGGAAGACCUCUAUCAUUUGGAUUUCGUACAUUAUCUAUUGGAUAUAUUAGGUCUAGCAUAUAGCAUUAUCAAGCCAUCCUGCUCUUUCUGCCUGUAUGGGUUUGGGUUUCACCAAUGUUAUGUUUAAGUGAUGGGUUUACAUUAUUAUACACAUUAUUAAUCUACAAUAAAAUGUAAUUUUGUAAAUACA